UGUGGGUGCCGCGCGCCUGUGCUCUACAGCUUCGUUUUGAAGGAAGAGGGAAGCGGUAGCAGGUCGACAUCGAGUGCCAGAUUUUCAUCAUUUCCAAUGAAUUAUCAUUACAUUCCUUCGUCUGCCAGCUGACAAACUGCACAGCGUAUUUUUGGAAAGCAAACAGGAUUUUAUUCGCAAGCAGCGCUUGUCGGAGUCGCACAUAACACACUGGCUGUUUAUCGCACUGGGUCAUGGCGCAGACAAACAAUUAUGGGCAAAGCAGCAACGGGGUGGCGGACGAAUCCCCCAACAUGCUGGUUUACAGAAAGAUGGAAGAUAUCAUAGCCCGUAUGCAAGAUGAAAAGAAUGGAAUCCCUAUUCGCACAGUGAAAAGUUUUUUAUCCAAGAUUCCAAGUGUUUUUUCAGGUUCUGAUAUUGUGCAGUGGAUGAUCAAAAACCUAGACAUCGAAGAUCAAGUUGAGGCCCUUCAUCUCGGCACCCUGAUGGCAGCUCACGGCUACUUCUUUCCUAUCUCAGACCACGUGCUGACGCUGAAGGAUGACGGCACCUUCUACAGGUUUCAGACUCCAUAUUUCUGGCCUUCAAACUGUUGGGAACCAGAAAAUACUGACUAUGCGGUUUACCUCUGCAAAAGAACAAUGCAAAACAAAGCCCGGCUGGAGCUCGCCGACUACGAGGCUGAGAGCCUAGCAAGGCUACAGAGAGCAUUCGCUCGGAAAUGGGAGUUUAUAUUUAUGCAAGCGGAAGCACAGGCAAAAGUUGACAAGAAAAGAGACAAAAUCGAAAGAAAAAUACUUGACAGUCAAGAAAGAGCCUUUUGGGACGUACACAGACCAGUGCCCGGCUGCGUGAACACAACGGAAGCCGAUAUCAAAAAAUCCUCCAGAAUGAAGCAGCCCCACAAAACAAGAAAGUCUGUCUACGGGCUUCAGAACGACAUCAGGAGUCACAGCCCCACUCACACCCCUGCCCCCGAGGCCCGGCAGCCCACGGAGGAGGAGCUACACGACAAGAUACAGUUUUGGCAGGUGCAGUUGGAUAGGCAUCGAUUGAAAAUGUCAAAGGUUGCGGAGAGUUUGUUAAGCUACACUGAGCAGUACAUCGAAUACGACCCCUUUCUCACGUCACCCGAUCCCUCAAACCCCUGGAUCUCAGAUGACACGACGGUGUGGGAGAUGGAGGCCAGCAAAGAGCCGGGGCAGCAGAGAGUGAAGAGAUGGGCCUUCGGCAUCAACGAGGUGUUGAAAGACCAGGUGGGCAGGGAGCAGUUCCUCAAGUUCCUGGAGUCGGAGUUCAGCUCAGAAAACCUGAGGUUCUGGCUGGCUGUUCAGGAGCUGAAGAAGAGGCCCAUUCGUGAGGUGCCAACCCGGGUUCAGGAGAUCUGGCUGGAGUUCCUGGCCCCUGGGGCCCCCAGUGCCAUCAACGUCGACUCAAAAAGCUACGACAAAACCACACAGAACGUGAAGGACCCUGGACGCUACGCCUUUGAGGAUGCACAGGAGCACAUUUACAAGCUGAUGAAAAGCGAUUCCUACAGCCGUUUCAUCCGUUCCAGUGCCUACCAGGAGCUGCUACAGGCCAAGAAAAAGUUGGAAAACGCUCAAGAUUGCAGAACUUCAUUUGAGAAAUUCACUCAUAAUGUGAAAAGUAAGAACUUAUUUUGAAGGAUAUUGCUUCCAGGGGAAAUCACAUACUUUGAAGAGGCUAGCAAGUCUUGUGCAAUCAUGCUAAAAUGCAGUAACUUUUUAGCUUGGAAGAGGACCAUGUCAUUUCUACGAUAUUGUAGUCUACUGUUUGCCCAGAGGAACCACUUGACAGUAGACCAGAUGUUGCAUGUCCAAGAAACGGAGGUUUUUAUUAUUAUUUUUUAUUUUUUUAUUUUUUCCUCCUCAGUGUGAAAAGGCAUUUUGGACUUUUAAGAGACGUUAAACCCACAAAUAAAUGCCUUCAGAAAAGUAAUUUGUCCGGUCACUUCCUUAGUUACUUAUCAGUUGGAUCUAUACGUGUCCAUCGCAACGUAAGCUGAAGAAAAAACAAAAAACAAAAAAACAAAACAACAGAAAUGCUUCUGCAUAGGGAUGUUAUAUCACUGAUUUACCACAAUAACAGAAUACAGAGUAUGCAUUUGUUAUAAAGUUUAAUUUGCAUUUUUAUUGCACUACGAAAAUUAGCACAGUUUUCAUUGCUGUUGUAAAACCACAUUCUAAAACUGAAAAGCUGUGUGUUUGUCCGAUGUAGUCUGUAAUUCUUUGUUACUGUUCCCUGCAUUUAUUUUUAUACCAUAUUUAAAGACACAUUUUACUUAAAAUGUAUUAAAGUUGGCCCUUUAUCUGUUUAUAUGUGUUUUUUAUAUCUUUUUUUCUGAACAGUUCUUUGAAGCUCCAUAUUGUAUAUGUACUGCUCCUUUUUAUUCUCUUUCAAAGGGGAAGAUAAACCAGUUAAGGGGCUUUGCUACCAAAUUCACUAGUGGAGAAUUCAUUAAGCUAAUAAUUGACAAUUUUAUUAUUAUUAUUAUUAUUAUUAUUAUUAUUAUUAUUAUUAUUACAGAGCCAAUAGGGAAAUUUGGGGGAUUCAGUUUGACUGGUUAGGGCAGGGUCUGAUAUGCAAAUUUGCCAUGCAGAUUUGGUUCAUAUUGAUCUCCCUUUGCAAACUGAUGUGAAUCAUAAAUCAAAUCAAAUGUUUCAGCCAAAUCAAAAAAGACUUAAUUCUGAAAAAACUUAUGUGCCAUUUGUCACUCCAUUAGCUGAAAGUUCACCAUUUCCUUUUAUACCAAGAAGGAAACUUCAUUUUCACUCAGUGUUCUCGUGAAUGAUGGAAGGGGUUUGAUUUUGGGUUUAAGAUUAUUUUGUCUUUUUGAAACAUAGCAAAGGCCCAAAGAAAGCUGUAUUGUCAAUUGUAUCGCCAUUACAUUGUUAUUCACCACUUGUUAAUCCGUUACGGUUGUUAUGGUUACCACAACUAUGUGAUUCUGUAAAUAUGUAUUCAAAAUAAUAAAAAAAAAACAUCCAGAAAUGGUAAUGCAAAUGUGA
Molecule: messenger RNA, 3032 nt
Organism: Anguilla anguilla (European eel)
Lineage: Eukaryota; Metazoa; Chordata; Actinopteri; Anguilliformes; Anguillidae
Gene: rgs7b
Product: regulator of G protein signaling 7b
Exons: 19
Coding region: 234-1667 (477 amino acids)
Biological process (GO): G protein-coupled receptor signaling pathway; regulation of G protein-coupled receptor signaling pathway; intracellular signal transduction
Source: RefSeq, a predicted model, not a curated record